Messenger RNA from Xenopus laevis (African clawed frog), 3257 nucleotides. RefSeq lists its product as uncharacterized. Gene Ontology annotation, cellular component: endomembrane system; membrane; vacuolar membrane. Gene Ontology annotation, molecular function: monoatomic cation transmembrane transporter activity; calcium:proton antiporter activity. The record is from RefSeq and is marked predicted. Lineage: Eukaryota; Metazoa; Chordata; Amphibia; Anura; Pipidae. Gene Ontology annotation, biological process: intracellular calcium ion homeostasis; proton transmembrane transport; calcium ion transmembrane transport.
CCAACUCUUCAUACAGCCGCCUGCUUUUACAGAAUAGUGCGUCGAAGAGCAAGAGCUGUGUGACACGAUGUCGCUGGAUGUGGAAUAUGUCAGGCGCAGGAGGAACACACAUGACGCUUUCGAUUUCCCUCGAGAAUUUGACCUCCGUGUUGAUUCUCAUCAUCGAAGGGGUUCUCUCUGUGACAGACACUGCGGUAUAAAUAUCCCUACAGACUUGGUGGAUACACAUUCUGGUUCUCAUCAGCAUAGCAUCCUGACUCCUAGAUUGCUGCCUGGGGCAUCUUCUACUCCUGUGUGUUGUACCCAUGGCUCAGAAGAAGUUCAGCCGUGUAAUGUCUGUGUGAUAAAAACCACAAUCACUGCGGAAAAUGAAGUGGAGGCUCUUAAACUCUCAAAUAACUACAAAUUUGGUUUUAAAAAAUGGAAAGGUCAUGUUACAGAGAGGCCUUGGGAAGAUCGAUCUGAAAUUGUGAAGGAACUCUAUUCAGAACUGAAUACAGUGAAGACUUAUUGCGAGUCUCUAAUAACCUUUGGAAACAUUCUUUAUGUCAUACUCUUUGGAUGGUGGAUAACUCUUCUUUAUCUGUUGGUGUCGGCUCUUAUGUUUUUCACUAUCAUAGGGACUCCAUAUGGUUUGCUCUGCUGGAGACUUGCAGGUUAUUAUAUUUGGCCUUUUGGAAAAGUCAUUUUGAAGAGUGGCACAGACCAUAGUAGAAAAUGCUGUGUUCGAUUUACGAAGUGUGAAGCCAUUCCAGAGGUGGAUGAAAUAGAGAAGACUCCACUUAUUAACAAAUGCGAGAGACUUCAUACAGAUAUCCAACAUUCUGAUUGUCGUGUCAGUACCUAUGUCUGGCUCAUGCUUGGGUUUCCAGUGCUUGCAAUUACACAUGGAUUUGCUUGCUUUGUUUCCUGGAUCCUGGUUUUCUUUAUCCCCAUCUCUAAGAUGAAUGCGAGAACUCUGUCCAAGUUGCUACUUGUGCCUCCAGAACAGGUGCAGAUUCGGAGCUCAAACAAGAUGGAUGCAUCAUUUGAUACCGAUAUUAUCCUGUGUUGCUACCAUGCAGUGAACAUCUAUUAUUAUAAAUAUUCAGUCGAUGGACUUAAUGUCUUUGCUGUCAAUUUAAUACUGUUGGUUAUUGUAUCGUUGGCUCUGGGAUAUGCAGACCGCCAUAAUGAUUACACCAGCUCCCCGGUCAAAUUCACACUCUCCCUCGUCUCCAUUAUGCCUCUGUCAUAUUAUAUUGGGAUGGCAAUAGCAAGUGUUUCAGCACAGAGUAACUUUGCAGUAGGUGCUGUGGUGAAUGCAACAUUUGGCUCCAUUAUUGAACUGACCUUCUACAUCACAGCUUUGAUCAAGGGUGCUCGUGAGGGGAACCGGUGCUACGAGGAAGUAGUGAAGUCUGCCUUGACUGGCACAGUUCUGGGGUGUGUCCUCUUUAUUCCUGGUUUGUGUAUGAUCAUUGGGGGAAUCAAGCAUCGGGAACAGAGGUUUAACAGCAGGUCAGCUGGAGUUAGCUCAGCUCUGCUAUUCAUUUCUGUGGGAGGUGUAUUUGCACCAACUCUUUUUUCCAAAGUGUAUGGUAAGAUGAUAUGCGGGGAGUGCAUGAACUUCACCCAAAAUACAACUGAGAAAUACAUCUGCAGUAACUGCCAAACUGGCAUUAUGGAGACUAACAGUACUGCUUUCUACAGUGAGGUUAAGCCUUUGGUCUACACUGUGUCCAUACUGUUGCCUGCAGCAUAUAUUAUUGGGCUUCUCUUCACUCUGAAGACACACUCUCAUAUUUAUGAUAUUCACGUCAGCGAUUGCCAUGUACCUGGACAUCACCACAGUGCUGUGGUCCACUGGUCUCGCUGGCGAGCGAUGAUUAUACUGCUGGGCUCCACCUUCUUAAUGUCGGCCUGUGCAGACCUCGCUACUGAGCACAUCAGUCCUAUUUUGACAGGAGCUACCGUGUCCCAGUAUUUUGUUGGAGUAACCAUCCUUGCCAUGAUCCCAGAACUUCCAGAAAUUGUCAAUGGUAUUCAGUUUGCGCUUUUAAAUAACCUCAGUUUAAGCAUAGAGAUUGGAAGCUGCAUUGCUGUUCAGGUGUGCAUGCUACAGAUCCCCAUCCUGGUGCUGUUCUCGGUGUUCUACGCAACAGACUUCACUUUGAUAUUCAGUGAUUUGCACCUCUGGGCCAGUAUGUUCAGUGUGAUCCUGAUGAACUACAUCUUUAUGGAUGGGAAGUGUGACUACUUCCAAGGAACCGCGCUGGUCUUUGUUUACUUCAUUCUGCUAGCAAUGUAUUUCUUUGCUCCAUCUCCUGUUGGCUGCUGAUAUACCCGAGCUCCUUGGAGAAAAUGCAGCUGACCCAAAUCCCUGAAUGAGGAGAGUGACUGGAGGAAGCAAAUGAAGAAAGCUUUGCCCCUGCCGUAUCUGUUACAGGAAAAAAAAACCUUUAUUUUACUGGCCCAGCUUUUGUAUUAUGUAAAUGGCAAAACUUGCAUUUAAUGAACAUGAACAUGUGCAGGUGUAAUUCUUAUUGCUUCACAUGAUCUUUGCAUCUGAUGAACUAUCAUGGUGAAUACUAGGAAAGAUCUUCACAUUCAAAUGCACUUGCAUAGUUCUGCCAACUAAUAUCUUCCCUUGCUUUGGCACCACAACUGCACUAAUAACUAUUAAAUAGAACACUGUACAGAUGGUUUUCAGUGUACCACGUGUUUUCUUGAUUGAUGCUGACCCCUUAUGACCUUAUCUGGCCCUGGACUGGGUCCCUUAAUAUCCAUCAUCCGUGGCAUUUUAAUUACUGAUAAUGCACUAAGCUGUAAAUAACCCUAAAUGCUCAUGAAUUGGAAGGAAUGUUGUGUAUUAUUCAUUAAGAGCUAACAGGCUAUACUGCUAGAAGCCACUGUUUUUUCUCAAUCUAACCUAUAACAUUUUAUUCAUAUUAAAUCACUUUAUAUGGCAAUAAAGAAAAAUUCAUGUUCGAUAAAUUACAAGCUAAAAAAACAUUCCUCUUAUGUGAAAUUGUUGGUUUUUAUGUGCAGGCACUUGGCAUGUAGGGAAAUGGUGAUUAAUAUUAGCUGUGGUUCUGAAUGCCUAGAUUUGCAAACAUUAUUUCUCUGACUUGUAACCAACAUAAACUAGAAGAGUCACUAGUUACCUGCUGCCAUUGCUGUGGCCUCACUUGGAGCUGUGAUUUGCUACCCAUUCACUUUCUAAUGUAAAUAGCACUUUGGGGUUUAUUACUUGUAUUAAAGCAAUGAUUUUUGGA